Conger conger (European conger) is the source of this 4849-nucleotide messenger RNA. It is a transcript of the gene bbox1, whose product is annotated as butyrobetaine (gamma), 2-oxoglutarate dioxygenase (gamma-butyrobetaine hydroxylase) 1. The transcript is spliced from 8 exons. Gene Ontology annotation, cellular component: mitochondrion. Bases 113 to 1471 code for a protein of 452 amino acids. NCBI's taxonomy places the organism in Eukaryota, Metazoa, Chordata, Actinopteri, Anguilliformes, Congridae. Gene Ontology annotation, biological process: carnitine biosynthetic process. Gene Ontology annotation, molecular function: iron ion binding; gamma-butyrobetaine dioxygenase activity. The record is from RefSeq and is a predicted model, not a curated record.
CUUCCACAGAUCGCGUAGCAUUCUUGCGCUUCCGUGUCAAUAAAGCAGAAUCAGCGAAGAAGAAUUCAAGCGGCUUUCAAACAUCUCCUCAGGGCGGUACCGGGUCGUUUGGAUGGCUCUUCUGGGCAGGCCUGGCAGCAUGUGGGUGGGUCUACUGGGCCGUCUCUCCCGUGGGCGGCUGUGCUGGAACAGUGUCCGUGCCCCGCAGAGGCCCUGGACGCACACGAGGCCCUGCCUGGCCCAAUCAGGGUGUCGCGGGCACCAGACGCUCAUGGCAGCACCCCUGCCUCAGGGUGCCGGUCCGAGUAUCCGGCAGGUCCAGGCGAUGCACGCGGAGCGGCUGGUGCAGGUGGAGUGGGAAGAUGGCAGCCGCAGCCUCUACCCGUCCGUCUGGCUGCGGGACAACUGCCAGUGCCCGGCCUGCACCCUGCAGUCGGCCCAGGCCCGCAGCCUCCUCGUGUCCCAGCUGGACAUCGACACCACGGUGGACCGAGUCACGGUCAUGGAGCCCACCAAGGUUUCCAUUGUGUGGCCUGACCAGCACACCAGUGAGUUUGAUGCGGACUGGCUGAAGAGAAGAUGCUUUUCACCUGAAGCAAGACGGGCACAGCAAGAGGAGCUCUUCCUGAACAAGUAUGUCUGCUGGGGCUCAGAUCUGCAGAUCCACACGGCCAGCUUUGAGGAGGUGCUUCAGGACGACCGGGCUGCCCUGGACUGGCUACUGGCCCUGCGCAGAGUGGGCAUCGCGUUCCUGAAGGGGGCGCCACAGAGCCUGGGCCAGGUGACCAGGCUCAGCCAGCGGAUUGGCUACCUGAGAAUGACCUUCUAUGGGCACACGUGGAAUGUCCAGGAGAAGUUGGCGGCGAAUAACGUGGCCUACACCUCUGGGGACCUGAGUCUGCACACCGACUACCCUGCUCUGCACCACCCUCCUGGGGUUCAGUUCCUGCACUGCAUCACUCAAGCACACCAGGGUGGAGAGAGUGAGGUGGUGGACGGCUUCCAUGUGGCCAAUCAGCUGCGCCGGGAGAACCCCGAGGCCUUCCGCGUCCUGUCCUCGCUCCUGGUCAACUUCACUGACACCGGAGCCGACUACUGCGACUUCCACGUGCAGUCCAGGAACCACAUCAUCGAUGUGGACCACGAAGGACAGGUGGUGAGAAUCAACUACAACAACGCCACCAGAGACUCCAUAAUGGAUGUUCCCCUGGAGCAGGUCCAGCACUUCUACUCCUCCCUGAAAGCCUACAUCCACCUCAUGUACCAACCUGCAAAUAUUCUCACCUAUAAAAUGGAACCAGGCGAUGUGGUGACCUUUGAUAACUGGCGCCUGCUCCAUGGGCGGAGGAGCUACGCGUCCCGCCCGGGGAACCUGCGGCACCUGGAGGGGGCGUACCUGGACUGGGACGAGGUCAUGUCCCGCUUGAGGAUCCUGCGUAAGGCUGUUCACGGGGAGGGCUCUCCAGCCUGACGUCUCACUCUCCUGCCUUCUGUCAAUCAUGUCAAUAAUGAAAAGGGAUAUGUUUAGCCCAGUUAAUCUCCUUUCCUCAAAAUUUCCAGGCUGGGCUACUUUUGAUUAGAUUAUCAUUUUUGGAGUGUCCUUUGUAUGUAGUCUUGUGCAAUUCCCUUGGGUUUAUGGAAAACGUAAUUUUGUCUUGAACAGCUGAAAUAUCUUUCAUUCAGGUAGCAGGUGGGAGUGAGAUGGCUCCAUCCUGCACAUGUUUCUGCAGAGGGAUUUUGAUUAGCCAGUAACUGGGGAACUAUGAUACUGUAGGCCUGCGCUCACUUCAUUAGGAACACCUACUUAUUCAUGUGAUUAUAUAAUUGUGUGGCAGCAGUGCAAUGCAUACAGUCAUGUAGACACGGGUCAGGAGCUUCAGUUAAUGUUCACAUCAACAUGCAUCAGAAUGGGAAAAAAAAAUGUGUUCUCAACUGUGGAAUGAUUGUUGGUACCUUCUGAUCUUCUGGGGUCUCUAGAGUUUGCAGAGAAUGUUGUGGUGUAGCCACAUCUGCACAGCUGCUUGGCUCUUAAGCAAGGCCCUUAAUUUUCCCCUUAGUCGAAUGUCGAACUGUAAAUUAUAAAUUAUUAUUAUUUCAUUAUUACAGCGCAUCAAACCUCUAAGUGGAUAAGCUACAGUAGCAGAAGACUUAGGUCUAAAAAUAAGGUAAUAAGUUCCUAAUAAAGUGCUCGCUAAGUAUAUUUAGAUACAAAUAUUGAAUUGUUCAAAUAUGAAUCAUGUUCAAUUGUUAAUAUUUCAGCCUUUCUGAACAUCCAGUUUAAAGACUCCAUUUCAGAAGCCGGCUGGAAUGCAAAGAAACCUCAUUUUAAUAAUGCCCACCAUGAAGAUUAAAAUAUACAAAAUACUCAUAAUGUCAUAUAUUUUUUGGAUCCUUACUUUGAUGCAGUAUGAAAUGGCACCACAGCCUGAAUAGGAAAUGUGUUGAAGCCGGAUCUUAUGUUUAAGAUCCAAAUUUGGUAAAUUAUUAUGCACUAUGUUGGGUGGCUAGCCCUAUGUAAGUGUUUAAGGUAACUUGCUAUUUACCUUCGUAAAUAAAUGUAUAGCGGUUGAAGUGUAUCAUGCACAAUGCUGCUGCUGGAGUUUACAUUGACUGUUCCAUCUCUUAUCCUAAAAUAUCUCAGAAGCAGUACCAUACCAAUCCCAAUCCCAAUCCCAAUCCCAAUCCCAAUCCCAAUCCCCAUACCCAUACCCAUACCCAUACCCAUACCCAUACCAAUACCAAUACCAAACCAACUGUACAAUGCAAAUAUUUUUAUAAUCUACUUUGUAUUUUACACUGUCAAAAAUGGCUGGUUUUUUUAAUGUGACUAAUUUUGUAGUUACUCAUUGCCAUAAAGACAGAGUAUCGUUAAAAGGUACUGAAAGGCACCUAAUACAAAGAUGAUUUAAUACCUCAUUCACCCUUUUUUUUUUUUAAGGCCCAACGAUAUGUAAUACGCACCCAACAUUGCCCCAGGAUACAAGGUGAGGUUUGGGUUAUGAAUAAAAUAAUGCCAGUUUCUCUUUAAAUUGCACUGUAGCGAACAGGGAUUUUAAUGCUUUGAUAACUGGACAGGAUGACAUGAUAUUUCUAUCUGGCAUGAUCUUGUUCAUGUACAAUCAGUAUUUUACUUCAAGCACUGUACUGAUGUGCCUUUAAUGGUCGCUUUUGCUCUCAGAUUCAAAUAGUUUUCUUAAUGAUUAUAUCUUACCCCCUUAAGUAUCUCCCCCUUUCCUUAACACAUGAGACUGACAUACCCAAAAUAAAAUGGCUUAUAAUGACUGCUAUGCCUAUAGUCAAAAGGGUUCAAGAAUAAUAGAACCCCUUUGACGACAGGCAUAAUCCUGGUCUCUUCUGAAAGGGAGCCCUUUGGGGUCAAUAUUACUAAAUCAAAAGUAAAUAUUACUAGAACAAAUGACAAGCCCAGACACAGUGGAAGUGGUAGAUUUGUUUUCACUGAAAAUAUUUCCUGUUUUGAGUGGAUACAGAUUAUUAUUGUGGCUUUUUAGAAUUAGAAACUAUAAUGCAUUUGGUUCGCUGGACCCUUGCCGUGAAAAGGACACUGACAUUACCUUGAUUUGUGUAGUCUGUGGCUGUAGGAUACUAGUCCUACAGAACAAGUAGUAGUCUGUGUGGACAGCAACAAUUAUCACAGGAACUGCUAAUGCUAUUUUAUCAACCGUUUUUAUGAAAUCACAGAAAUAUUUGUCCAAUUUAGGGCUGAUUCCUAUAUGGAACCAGGUUUUCAUCCCCACCCCCACCCCCCCCCCCCUUUUCAUCCCCAUCCCCCCCAGGAUGGGGAUGAAAAGUGCUAGUGCUAUCUAGCAAGUUUACAGUUUAAUAUAUUCUUCCUGUAUACUUUUUGCACCUGCCAAAAUAUGUUGGCUGGUGACAGUUGACAGUUUACAAAUUGCAAAUACCCCACCACGAAAUGAUGCUUAUGAUUCAUCUUUAUUUGCAUAUUAUAUCUUGAUGAAUGUUAGUGAAUUUGUGUAACGUUUUACUGAAUUUAUGAUCUAGUGCAGGAACUGCGUGCCUUUAUCAUGUUUUAUCGUAUAUUGCAAACAGGGCUGUAUGUAGCAGAUUAAUUCAAUAUAUUUUUUCUAUGGGUGCAUGUACAGUACCAGUCAAAAGUGUGGACACACCUUGCCCUUAAUGCUCUUAAUGUUUUACUUCCUCUGUUUGUAAUCAAACAAUCCAUAUGUGGUCAGUGCAGAUUCUCAGCUUUUAUUAAAGGGUAUUUUGGUACAUAUUGGUUUCACCAUGUAGUAAUUACAGUACUUUUUAUACAUACCGUAGCCCCGCAUUUCAAUGUUUGAGAUAAAUUAACAUAAUGUCAAAUAAAAUAGUCAUGUUUUAUAUUUGGUUGCAUAUUGUUUGCAUGCCAUGAGUUCCUGAAGUCUGGGACCUAUCAACAUAACCAGCGUAUCAUAUUUCCAUGUUGCCCUACAAGUGAUACAAAAAUGUCUUUGCAUUUGACCCUGCUGGGUAACCCUGCAUUGCUCCAGGGGAGGAUUGUCUCCUGCUUAGUCUAAUCAACUGUACGUCGCUCUGGAUAAGACAGUUAUUAAAUAAAUGGCAUUAAUGUAUACGUAUAAAAAGUACUUUAAUUACUACAUGGUGAAACCAAAAUUAAUUAAAAAAAACAUGGUUUAAUAAAUGCUGAGAAUCUGUACUUACAGGACAAGGUGUGUUCAAACCUUUGACUGGUGCUGUACUGCCACAUGAUAGGAAUGAUAAAUCAUGAGUCACAUGACAGCAGGAGCAUUAGUGUUAUGCCUGUGGUAUGGAUGUGUACUGUCUCUAUGUGCUGUAUGAAUUUCUGUCCUAAUAAAAGUCUGUGGCAUUA